CUUUUCUCCUCUUCUCACUCACCUCCACAUUGCUUCAACCCUUAUCUUACUCGGUAUAUUUGUUGUGUACGGCUUCUUCCUCUUUUGCUCCCAAAAGAGUCGAAGGUCUCCUCCCCCUAUCUCUUCCCCACAGAUCACAAUGUGUCUGUGCACGCCGCCCUUGCCUCUCGCCGCAGCACAAGGUUUCGCAGCGUCUGCCAGCUUCGUUGCACGUCGUCUAGUCGUGCGCCCACGUGGUGGUCUCGUUGGGCGGAGAUGCUAGUUUCAUCGCCUUCACCUUCCGCCGCCUUGCGUCCAUCUCCCGCCUCUCCUCAUACACACCAUCCUCCUCAUCCCUCUCAUCUUCCUCAUCCUCCUCAUCCUCCUCCAUCUGCUCCUCAUUCUUCGCAUUCCCAACCUUCCAUCCCUUUCUCCUCCUCUACGGUUUCCUCCUACUCUCCCCGUCCGCGUUCUCGUCGCCCUUCGAUCACGACGACCUCCAUUCCUUCACAUGACCAGUAUGAGCCCUCCGGGCCUGUUCCUGCCGCCUCGUCCAGUCAUCGUUUCGAUCUCCAUUCUUCCCGCGCCGCCAUCGAAGAGCUGCGCUCGGCUCUAAAGCGGCACACCGUUGGUCAUUUCCCUUCGGGGCCCUCAGGGGAUCUGCCUCGCGGUCGGAUGUCCGCCGGGCUGACCUCCUCUGGGGGCGGAAGUAGCAUCACGUCUGACGCCGCCAUUCCCGCCUCCCACCAUCACAGUCACCAUCACCCUCACCCUCACCCUAACCCUACUGCUCCUUCGCAAACGUCUGUUCCUGCAGCCGCCGCCGCUGCCGCUGCCGCUUCUUCCGCCCCUGUCCCCGUCUCCCAAUCAACCGCUACGCCUCCCAUGCCGGCUCCCAGCAGUGUUGGUUCAGGGUCCAACAAGCGUAAUAGCCCCAAUGGCCCGACCAACGAUGGGACGCGGCCCGGUGCGAUGGGGCAUGCAGACCUGGAGGGCUCCCAGAGUAAACGGUUGCGCCCGGAGAAGCCCUCUGUGAAGCUGCUUCCGGCCCAGUACGAACUGGCCGAUGCUCGAGAUCUAGUGGUGUUGAUCUCCAGCAUGCUGAUGGAACUGAUCCGAUUCAACGAUAAGAUCCCCCUUCAUCAAGGUCGGCUGACCCGCUUUCACUCUCGCACCCCACCCCGCAUCUCCGUUCAUGACUACCUGCAACGACUCACGACCCACGCCACGCUCUCGCCCCCGAUCCUGCUCAGCAUGGUAUACUAUAUCGAUCGGCUCUGUGCCAUGUAUCCCGCCUUCACGGUUUCCAGUCUGACAAUCCAUCGAUUCUUGAUUACCAGCGCUACAGUGGCCAGCAAGGGGUUGAGCGACAGUUUCUGGACCAACAAGACCUACGCACGAGUGGGAGGUAUCAGCAUGACCGAGUUGGCACUGCUGGAGCUGGAAUUUCUCUUCCGCGUCGAAUGGCGCAUUGUUCCCGAGCCGGAAGUGCUCGUGGACUAUUACCAGAGCCUGGUAGAGCGCUGCGAUGGGUAUGCAAUUCAACGAGAUAGCUGAAUUGUGCAUGUCCCGGGUAUUCUUAUCUUUCAACCACUUUCCUCUUAUAUGGCUUGCCUUGAAUUUGAGUCUCCGAGAGCAGCCCGCACAGGGGUGUAACCGCGGACGUUUCAUCAGUGUCUGUACUAGUACAUACAUACACAUACAUGGGGCUUGGAGUUGAUACUGUUUUUGUGCAUGGAUACGACGGCGAUCAAGUGAUUUAUAUCCAUACCGGUUGUUUUCUUUCUCUUCCAAGUUUUUUUUUUUUUUUUUUUUUCUUUAUUUU
Molecule: messenger RNA, 1804 nt
Organism: Aspergillus japonicus CBS 114.51
Lineage: Eukaryota; Fungi; Ascomycota; Eurotiomycetes; Eurotiales; Aspergillaceae
Gene: phoB
Product: regulatory cyclin phoB
Exons: 1
Coding region: 256-1536 (426 amino acids)
Biological process (GO): regulation of cyclin-dependent protein serine/threonine kinase activity
Cellular component (GO): nucleus; cyclin-dependent protein kinase holoenzyme complex
Molecular function (GO): protein kinase binding; cyclin-dependent protein serine/threonine kinase regulator activity
Source: RefSeq, a predicted model, not a curated record